AUGGCUCCUCUGCCCCCCAAAACCGCCGCGAGACACCGCGCCGUCCUCCUCGCGCUCUUCGCCACCCUCGUCGUCUCCUCCGCCCUCGUCACCUACUUCAUGCUGCUGCCUUUUUCGCAGUUCGCCGCGCAGCCCGGCAGCCAGGCAGGCUAUCUCCGCGACGCGCCGGGCUCUACCGAAACCAAGCUGUUCCGGCUGGACGUGACCGGGCGGGACUUGGUGGUGUGA
This is a messenger RNA of Ustilaginoidea virens, 228 nucleotides long. RefSeq lists its product as uncharacterized. The record is from RefSeq and is a predicted model, not a curated record. NCBI's taxonomy places the organism in Eukaryota, Fungi, Ascomycota, Sordariomycetes, Hypocreales, Clavicipitaceae. The transcript is spliced from 2 exons. Bases 1 to 228 code for a protein of 75 amino acids.